Molecule: messenger RNA, 827 nt
Organism: Aspergillus glaucus CBS 516.65
Lineage: Eukaryota; Fungi; Ascomycota; Eurotiomycetes; Eurotiales; Aspergillaceae
Exons: 2
Coding region: 187-780 (197 amino acids)
Source: RefSeq, a predicted model, not a curated record
CAGAGUCUCGAGACUUUGUGCCACAGGAAAAUACCAGUUUCUAUUCUCAUUGAAAGCCCUUUUAACAAGAGCUAACUAAUAUAUGUACUCGUUUCUAGAUCUAUUAAGCCCGCUGUUCUCCAUUCCGACUUCAUCGACCCGUGUCUCGGUCUGCCUCCGACAGCAAAGAACAUAAAUAAGCUCGCGAUGGCGAAUAGGUUCACCACCCUUGGUGAGACUUGGUAUCCAGACAGCCUUCCUCAUUUAACCAUCAGUACUGCGCACGACAUUGAGCCGGACGAGCGGCUCGUCCGUAAUAAAUUACUUUUUAUCACCGGGAUUAUGAUCACUAGGCUGGAGGUCGCCUAUCUCAGUGAACAUACCAUUGUGCCUGUCAUGAUGAUUUCCUCCUUUGGCUAUAGAAAGGCUCGGAUCUUGCAAGCUCAUUUCGACCACGGGCGUCUCAUUAUCCUGAAGAUCAAGCUGUACGAUUCCUCAACGCUGGAACAAUUCAACCAGAAAGUCGACCUCUUCAUGCUCUAUCUUUCUAGUGAUUGUGUUGGUCAUACGACGGUGGUAGAUGCGGGUUGGAUUACGGAGCGCCCAGAACAGCAAAAGUCGGGUGUUAAUUUCAGGUUUGUGAAUGGAAAAUGGCGUACGGAGUUUUGGUGCUUCUUUUUCUCCUUUUCUUCUUCAUUUGGUGCAACAAUUCAGGGAUCGUUUCAAUCAUCAUCACAGUCGUCCACCUCCUUGCGGAGAAAUUACAUGCGCAUGAGAGAUAUGCCGUUUUCUGUGAAUUGAGUAUAAUAUUAAGAAUAUGGUUCGAUUGCAUCUUAUCAUAUACUGUA